GGCGGUGGGAGCGGACGGGACCGGACUGGCCAUGGCGGGGGUCCCGGCGGGGGUCCCGGCGGGGGACCCGGCAGAUGCCACGACGGGGGACGGGCGCGUGCGGGCGCUGCAGAGGGAGGUGCAGGGGGUCACCACCAUCAUGACCCAGAACGUGGAGCGGAUCCUGGCACGGGGGGAGAACCUGGAGCAGCUGCACAGCAAGAGCCAGGACCUGGAGGCCACUUCAGAGCACUUCCGCACCACAUCCCAGAAGAUGGCCCGGCGCUACUGGUGGAAGAACGUGAAGCUGCUCGUCAUCCUCGGCCUCGUGGGCGCCAUCGUCCUCAUCCUCAUCAUCCUCCUGGCCACCGGCACCAUCCCCACGGGGACACGGCCACCCUGGGGCUGAAUACAGAUGG
Molecule: messenger RNA, 398 nt
Organism: Empidonax traillii (willow flycatcher)
Lineage: Eukaryota; Metazoa; Chordata; Aves; Passeriformes; Tyrannidae
Product: vesicle-associated membrane protein 8-like
Exons: 3
Coding region: 32-388 (118 amino acids)
Biological process (GO): vesicle fusion; SNARE complex assembly; vesicle-mediated transport
Cellular component (GO): SNARE complex; plasma membrane
Molecular function (GO): syntaxin binding; SNAP receptor activity
Source: RefSeq, a predicted model, not a curated record